This is a messenger RNA of Telopea speciosissima, 1051 nucleotides long. RefSeq names its product polygalacturonase inhibitor 1-like. The record is from RefSeq and is a predicted model, not a curated record. NCBI's taxonomy places the organism in Eukaryota, Viridiplantae, Streptophyta, Magnoliopsida, Proteales, Proteaceae. Bases 1 to 1017 code for a protein of 338 amino acids. The transcript has a single exon. Gene Ontology annotation, molecular function: protein binding.
AUGGAAGCCAGUCCUACCACCCUUCUCUCCUUCCUCUUCACUCUCUUCCUCCUCUCCUUUCUCCCAACGUCUUUUUCUUCUCGAUCUUUGGCAAAAUCUGUUCGCUGCAACAAACACGACUACACAGCACUGAUGAAGAUCAAAGCAGCACUUCACAACCCAUACCACUUGGCUUCAUGGGUCCCCAACACCGAUUGCUGCGAUUGGUACGUCGUUGAGUGUGACUCCACCACUAACCGUAUCGUCCAGCUCACCAUCUUCCAAGCCAACAUUUCCGGCCAAAUCCCUUCCGAAGUCGGCGAUCUCCCAUACCUCAAUACCCUUGUCUUCCGACACAUCACUAAUCUCACCGGAAACAUCCCUUCCACCAUUACAAAACUCAAGUAUCUCACCAUGCUCCGACUCAGUUGGACUAACCUCUCUGGUCAAAUCCCUUCUUUCUUAAGCAAACUCACCAACCUAGAUUUCCUCGAGCUCAACUACAAUCAGUUCACAGGUUCCAUUCCUUCCUCCCUCUCUUCCCUCCCCAAAUUAACAGGUCUCCGCCUCGAUCGCAACAAGCUCACCGGAACAAUCCCGGAAUCGUUCGGGAAUUUCAAACAGUCUAUAUACCUCUACCUCUCUCACAACAAUCUCUCCGGUGAGAUCCCCAAAUCGUUAGGGAAAGUGGAUUUCGUCACGAUCGAUUUAGGUCGGAACAAGCUUCAAGGUGACGCUUCGAUGUUGUUCAAAUCAAAUGGAUCGAUUCAGACGAUUGAUCUGUCGAGGAACAUGUUCGCAUUUAAUCUAUCGAAUGUGAAAUUCGCCACAAACUUGCAGUAUUUGGACAUUUCACACAACAAGAUCUAUGGGAGCAUUCCGGAGGCUAUAACGGGAUUGGAUUUACAGUACUUGAAUGUGAGUUAUAAUCGGUUGUGUGGGAAGAUCCCUCAAGGUGGGAAGGUUCAGAACUUCGAUUCCUACUCUUUCUACCAUAACAAGUGCCUCUGUGGUUCACCGCUCGCUGCUUGUAAGUAAGGAAUUGAACAACCGUCGACAGGCUACAGCACAA